Molecule: messenger RNA, 273 nt
Organism: Phytophthora nicotianae INRA-310
Lineage: Eukaryota; Oomycota; Peronosporomycetes; Peronosporales; Peronosporaceae
Exons: 2
Coding region: 1-273 (90 amino acids)
Source: RefSeq, a predicted model, not a curated record
AUGACUGGCGGAGUGUCAAAGAAGGCGGACUACGUGAAGUCCUACAAUGCAUGGCUAAAUUGUCUGGAUCGGGAACGUCGUUGGAUAAAGUGCGAUAUGGUGCUGACCUUGGACGCUCGAGUCGUAUACAAUGCGAUUCUACAGCUUGCAUACGUUGUACAGGAACAUUUUCAAAGUCCAGAACGCUUGGACAGCCGAUUGAGGAAGAAGGGCGAACAGUCGAACUUCUUUGACGCUUGUCACGCGAUUGAAACCGGCCGGCUGGGGUUUUAA